Molecule: messenger RNA, 363 nt
Organism: Pichia membranifaciens NRRL Y-2026
Lineage: Eukaryota; Fungi; Ascomycota; Pichiomycetes; Pichiales; Pichiaceae
Exons: 1
Coding region: 1-363 (120 amino acids)
Biological process (GO): cellular response to oxidative stress
Cellular component (GO): cytoplasm
Molecular function (GO): sulfiredoxin activity
Source: RefSeq, a predicted model, not a curated record
AUGUCUAUACAAACAAGAAAUUUCAAUAAAAUUGAAUUCGUUCCAUUGGCCUCCAUUAUCAGGCCGAUAAUGCCGGUGCUCGACAACGAGAAAAUAGACACUAUGGUUAACACAUUGAAUGGUAAACCUACUGCAUCGAAGACCUGUCAACUGGAAGACAUAACCCCCGGAGAGCUACCACCAAUCGAUGUAUUGUGUGCUUCUCAAAAUGGAGUAAAGAAAUAUUUUGCGUUCGGCGGAUGCCACAGGUUCCAGGCAUACGACAAGGCAGGAGUGCCGAUGGUCAAAUGCAAAGUUCUACCUGCUACAAAGAAACAGCUUAAACUAUACUUGGGAAGUUCUGUUGACUCUUACUUCGAUUGA